Colletotrichum fioriniae is the source of this 528-nucleotide messenger RNA. The record is from RefSeq and is a predicted model, not a curated record. Lineage: Eukaryota; Fungi; Ascomycota; Sordariomycetes; Glomerellales; Glomerellaceae.
AUGAGCGGAAACAAAUCGCAGGGUAUUGAGGGCAAUCGUGGCCUUGUUGUUGCUCUGAGCACUGUACUCUCUGUGCUUGGAGUGAUCAUUAUCAUCGGGGCCAUCUUUGUCUGCUACCGUUACCGCCGUGGCCGCCUUCCGUUUAGCCGCCGGGGCAACAGCCCGAUUGAUGACGAGGAGAUUGAAUCCUGGAAGGCCUGCCGGACGAUUGAGAAAUGUACGACCGUGGUUGUGGAUAAACACGACUCGGCUGGUUCUAUUCGCAAGCCAGCCAGCGUGAUUGUUUAUCAAAACCACAACCAGCACCAGCCGCGUCCUUCUACGGAUACGGCCCCUCGCUCUCUGUAUCACAAGCGGAGCAUGGACAAGAAGAGUAUCGAUAUCCCUCAAACUCCCGUUCUCGCACGAGCCCCGAACGCACGCGUUGGCCUCACUGACGACGCCGUCGAGGAACUCCAGACUAUCCAAGUUGCCGUCUCCUCGUCAUGGCAGACAUCGCAGCUCUCGCAGCAGCGCGAGUGUCGGUAG